ACCAAAAUACCAAGGCUUUAGUCGACACGUAGGUUCGAUCCUGAAGUCCAAAGAUUUUGCCGACUACUAUAAAGCUGAAGCUUUGGACCAUCAAUACCAUAGCCAGCCACAAAGUUCGAAACCGAAGGAUGAGACAGAUGCAUCCGUCAGCGGCGACGACGGAAAAAGAAAUGAUGAAUCACCCGGAGAUACUGUCCACUGAUUCCCUCACACCGACAUACACCACUUCACAGCAUAACAUUGAUGCAUCAACUUUUCCUCAUAGCCAUGACCCAUACAGACCAGUAGACAUUGAUCGACCGCCUUCGCCACAAACUUCUCCAAGUAAAUCAAUGUCUAUAUCAUCCAUACAAUCAUCUGUCAAAGUGUUCUUUAACAACGAUGGCCUUCAAUGGAAUGAUAGAAAACCAAAUGUCUCCUCUAUGGAACAUAAACGGCAACAAAACAAAUAUCAGGACAAGGACAAAUCAUCGCGACGCCAGAUAGAGUCAGACUGUGAUUCCACUGUUGACAGUGCGCAAAGUGUCGAUGACAGACAUACACCUGAUUACAUUGAACGUUUUACUGAUGGCGAUACAGCUAUUAAAUUAGACAGAGCAAAUAGUAACAUAGAAAUACAAAAAGAAGAGUCGAUAGAAAAUAAUGACCAAAAGUAUAAAAUCAAACAAAUUGUUGUUGUCUCUUUAGACGAAAAGGAAAAAAGUAAAACAGUUGAAAAGGUAACUAACACCGAAAGGGUUAUUGAAGUUUCAGAAUCAGUAGAGUCACUUAAGCACACGGAAAUAACAAUAUCAACGGACAAAGCUGUCGAUAGCGAUAAUGAUAGCUCAGAAAGAACAAUAACGCCGUCACUCGAUGCUCAUUUGGACGAUCCUUGCAUUACAGAUGAACAAAAAACCAAAGAAAAGGAAGAGCAUAGGAAGGUUUCAAAAUUGAAAUCAGAGGAACAUGUAUUUACACAUCACAGGACUAAAACAGACAGCAAACAUUUGCCGCAAGGGAAGGAAAAAAGACGACAGUCAAAGUCGAGUCCAAGAAUUCCUGGAAAAUCAUCACCCCGUGAUAUUAAAGAGGAAAAAAAGAAUUCUCCUAGAACUCGGAAGGAAACUGCUCAAAAUACGCUUUCAAAGAAAAUAAAACAAAGAUCCCCGAGAGGUGGGGAUAAGGAUGAUAAACUUUACUACAUUGUUGGCACUACUGACAAUAAAGGUCAUUGGGUAACUAAGCAAGAUGUAGAGAAGAGUAAAUCCGAACCUGAACCUGACAAAAUUAGCUUGCGUGAUAUUCAUCCGAAAGAGUGUGAUUCAGAAAUAGGGUCUGAUGUUCCCAAACAACGUAAAGAAGCAGACAAGAGAAACGUACUUGAUUCGAGAGAAUCACAUCCGUUUUCCAUACCAACUGAAGCAAUGGAUGUUGAAAAUAAGACAGAAUUAUCAGAAUCCGAAAAACGCAGGGACAUUGAUGCUAAUUUGAUUGGAAAACAUGUAGUUUUUGACGAACAAAAAGAAGAAUCAGAAAAAGAUGAAGACAAUUACGAAGAUGACUUUGAAGAUGACCAUUUUGAAGAGACAAUAGAAAAUUCAGACAACAUUUUACAUGAAGAACCACCAUUAGAAGUAUCUGAAAAUAUUAAAAUAACUGAAGAUGAACGGGUUAGUGAAGAGAUGGCGACUGCAAAUCAAAGUAAAAUAGAACAGAAUCUAUAUCAUGAGCAACAUAGCACUGAUACUACUGUUCUUAAUCCUGAAACACAAAACAAAGCAGGCGAUGUCAACAGGAAAGCCGAAAUUGUUAAGGUAAACGCAGAAAAAAUUGAGAUACACCAUAACGUUCAAGAGUCAGAAUUUAGGAUCGAGGACACUUCCUCAAGUCAGGAUAAACAGUCUGGUAUUGGGACACUUGUUAUUUCAAACUCAACAAUAAAAACGCUUGUCAUAGCAAAUAAGAGUCAACUUGAUCAAGAAACAUUAAAUAAACUAGCAAGUGAUUUCAAUAGUGAACAAAGAAAUCAACCGGACACUACCUUGGAUGAAAAGCUGAAUAUCGAGAGACAAGUGACAAUAAUUGAAAAUGAGAAUCCAGAAGAAAGUUUGAUCAGUAAUGAAAAAGCUAAAGAUAUAGUAAAUCAUUCCUCUCCGGUGGCAAUCAAAGAUACAGCUGUCAACAUAGACGAGGGAGGCACCAGAGACAAGAUCAGUUCUACUUCUCCAUCUGAACAAACUCAGCAUGUUUUGCCAGAGCCAGAAAUGACAUCAACUCAAUCUCAGACAAUCUCCACAUCAAGUUCGCAAACAAUUAAUAACAUGGAAACACAAACAGUAUGUAAUAUUAAAACGCAGACUGAUUCAAAUCAACAGACACAAACUGUAAAUGUUAUAGCUGUACAAACAGAAAAAGCUGCAUCUCGUGCCUCACCUGUUCAUACUGUGUCAAAGGAAACUUCAGUUGGGCUUAAAGCAGAUGUACCUGAAGAAUUAUACAGAACAGACGAUCAGUCAAACAACUUGCAAUUAUGGGAAAACCCGCAAAACUAUGAAAUGUCUGAAAAUUCUGAGAUAGGACACAUAAAGGCAUCAACUAAAGGAGUAAGUUAUAAAGAAAGCCACAAAAUUGAAUCAACAUUAGAAUUAGUGGAUGACCAUCUAGAUAAGCUUUCAGAAAAUCACAGAGAUCAUAUAGAUGAGGACAAAGAUGUCGCAACCAUUGAAAGACGCGACAAAGAUAUUGCAAGUGUCGCUACAACAAUAUUAGGAGAAAAAAUUAUUCAAAAGCCGGAUGAAAAAAGUGUGAGUCGCAAUGAGUUGCAAGAAACAGAAAAAAUAAUGGCCACUGAUAGCAAUAUCGAAAUACCAGAUGAGAAAUCAAUAGAUACUCCUGUUUACACAGAAUCAGGUAAGGAAUUUUCUGAACAAAAAUCUAUGACUGAGGAUACCAAUAAUGAAAUGUAUAAGAUAACAGUUAUUUCAGAAAACGAUAAAAUGAAACCUGAAAAUGAGAAAGAAACCGACGAAGAUACGAGCAUGAAACAUUCUCUGACAGAAAAACCUAACAAUAAAAGUAUUGUUAACGAAAAUGAAAAUCAAGUAAACACUGAAAUUGUGGAAAUAAAACAAAAUGACAAACAAGAAGGAAACAAAGACUCAGAUAUAUAUGACGACAAGGUACAAUCCUUCACAGCUGUUACAAUAUCAAAGAGUGAUUCAGAGGAACUUGAAAAAUCCAGAGACCAUCUUUCAGAAGACGACGUUGUGAAGGAAAAACAAAAUAUUGAACAACAGAAACACAAAAAUGGGGAUAUAACAGAUGAUAUGAAAGACACUAAUUUCUAUCAGCAAGAAUCAGUAACAGAACAAGUAGUUAGUAAUAAUAAAAACCUUGAAAGCGUUGAUAAAAUUGAACAGGAAGCCUUAAGAAAACACGCAGAAUUCACAUUAAAAGCAGACACGGAAGAAGAAAUGCUUAAGGCAGAAAAUGAAGAAAGGAAUGAUGAAGCCAUGCACCAGGACACUGCAGAAGAAAGAUUAGUUAAUGACAAAGAAACCCGGAUGCAUUUACAUAAGGAUGCUAGAAUAGAUGGGGAGAAUGAUGGGAAAAAGGAAGAAGAUAUCGAAAUAAAUGAGACAGCCAUUAAAAGCCUCGAAAGUAAAAUACCCGAAAGCAUAAAAGAAGGAAGUGAAACUGAACAGGAGCAGUCUGGCGUAGCUGAUAAAAUAUCUGAUAAUGUACUAAUCAAGCAAUCAGAAGUAGUACCUGACCAAUCUGAGGGAAACGAUUUUGAAAUUUUGGAUAAAGCACAGAAAGAAUCAUUAAACGAAUCAGAUUUAGAGUACAUUUAUACUGAUCUGUCUCAGCAAAUAGUUCAGACUGUUAUUGCAGCAGCUGAAAGAGAAAUAAUUGAACAAAUGGAAUCGCAACAGCCAAGCAAUAAAACCAUUUUUGACAGUCAAGCUGAAAUACCUAAAGAAGAACAUGGUAUUAAAGAAGAACAGGUUUUAGAUCGAGAAAGUAUAGACAAGACUCAUCAGACUGAAGGCUUGAAAGAACAAUAUGUUGAAAAAUCCUUUGUUGUUGAACUCAAUGAUAAAACGCACGAUAAAACUGAGAAACAAGAUGACUUGACAGAACGAUUCAAGGGAGAGGAUCAUGACAUGGAAGGGAUAGAAAAACCAACUACCAUACCUGAAGAUGAAAAACCAAAUACGUAUGAAAAGGAUAUCAAAGUUAAUUCUGGAAAAGAUAUAAAUACUGAUGAAGUCGUGUCAAAUGAACAACAACAGGAGUUUUUGGGUCCGUCAGAAACAGAAAAUUUGAUUUUAACGGAAGAGCAAUCAACUGACAAGAUACUUGUGUAUGAAGAUACAAAUGAAACAUCAUAUAAAGACUCCGAAGGAAUAACAGAAAUAGCUAACAAAAGUCAGGAACAGAAUAAACAAAAUGAUUUAAUUACUGAUAACACAGAGGUUGCUGAAUCAUCCUUAUUUAAAGUUAGUUCAGAAGAUGAAACUCUAGUAAAUUUUUCUGACGCCAAAGAUUUUACACAAUCGAAGGAAACUAAACAAACUAAAAUACAAAAUGAAUCAACUGAAGACACCGAGGAUAAGAACAAAUACAUUGCUUUUUCGACGGAAAAUGAUAUAAAAUUUCCUAAAACAGAAACAAGCAAAUUUAUUUCUGUUGCAUCAGAAAAAAAUCAAGAAGAAAUAACAAAAGCAGGAAAUGAGGCAUUUCAAGAAAUACCUGAUAAAAAAAUUGAAACAGAGGAAACAGGAAAAAUGAAAACUGUUCAAUUUGAUGAAGUCACGCAGGAAAUUCUAAUUGAAUUCAAUGCCGGUUUGAAUGAAAAGGAACAAGAACUACAGACAAAUAAUGUAAUAAAAAAUGAUCAGAUAUCGGUAAACGAAGAUGCGUAUGAAAUACAGCACGAAGAAUUCAGAGAAACAGAUGACAUAUCAAACAAGGGUAAUGAACUGAAUACAGGAAAUGAUUUAAACAUUAAUAAGAUACCUUCACUUGAAUCUUACCAUAAAGUAAAAACAGAAGAAAGUACGAUUGAUCUCUAUAACGCAAGGGAGGAUGUAAUAAUAAAACAAAUGGAUCAAACUGGAGUUCUGGAUUCUAAUGAUGAAAACGAGUCAAAAGAUGAAGGGCAUGACUCUAGAACGGAAACGAAUAUGAAAAUGCCAAGAAUUGGGAAUGACAGAUUAGUUGAGCCUGCAACAGAAGAAGUAAAAGAAAUAUUAACGAAAUACGAAAGUUAUGUUUCAAAUGAAAUGAUUGAUGAAGAAACUAAAACAGGUGAUACUGACAAAACUGAAACAACUAAAGAUGAUGUUGUCAUGCAAGAUUCAAAAAAUGAUACAAAGAUUGUUGUAACUGUCAGGUCAAAUGAACAAACACGUCUUGGGGAAUUAGAAACAGAUAUGAGUGUAACUGCCGUUGAAAUAGAAAAUUUGAUUUCAAAUGCAUCUGAAGAAAAGCAAGCCGGAAAGCAUAUAAUAAAUCAAGAAGAGUUAAUAAAGACUCAUGACUAUGAAGAAUUACAGGUACAGUAUGCGCAGAAAUCAUUUAUAGAUGAAGAUAUAAAUGCAAAGAAUAAAAGAUCAGAGGAAAUGUCAGACCUGUCAGAAGACAUGAAUGAAGAAAAUCGUGAUAUGGAACAGACAGACAAAGCAAUCGAUAUAAUUAAAGAGGUAGAGGAACAUUCUAAUAGAUAUGAAAAAGUCACACUAGAAAAUAUUAAAAAUGAUGACGAGUCAAAGGAGGAAGAACAUGAGCUUCCGGAUGCUUCAAGAAUGGAUACUUUGAUUUCAACAGAAGAUACCACAAUUGAUCACAAAUCUGUAUUAGUCGAUACUGAUAAGACACCGAACACUAUAUCAAUAGAAAUAGAUGACAUGUUAAAUCAAAGACAAGAACAGAAUGAAGAACACGAUUUAAAGAUAGAAAACAUAUGGUCAGUUGAAUCAUCACCAGAAGUAGCAUCAGGAGAAAGAUCUUCGGAAGAAGAAACAAAACUUUUGGGGAAUGAUCAAACGAAAAUUUCAAGUGUGUCUAACAAAGAUACAGAGUCAAAGGAUAAAGAAAAUGCAUCUGAGACAGAAACAGAUAUAACAUAUUUACCACUUGAAACUGAACAACUGAUUUCGACUUCAACAGGAACAAAACAAAACAAUGAUAUGAUACAAGUAAUAGAAAACGAGAAAACUAGAACCAACGAAACUGACCAAACAAAAUCUGCUAAAGUUGAUGAAGUCAAGCAUGAUUCGCUGCAUAAACUAGAGACAGAAAACAUUGUCGGUUAUAAUAAAAAAGAAACCGAACGUGUAGAUGAGUUAGAAACAAAUAUGAGUAGUUCACAUGGUAAAAUAGAAAACAUCAUUACAAUCGCAUCGGAAGAAAACGAUGUUGACGUAAGUAAAGAAGAUCAGGGUAUUGAAGUAGAAAACAUUAUACAUCAAGAAGAUAUAACAAAGUUCGAUCGGUCUGAAGAUUCACAAGGACAUUAUGCUCAGGAACAUUUUGCAGAUAAAGAUGGUGAUAUAUUACAUGAAGAAUCACAGGAAUUAGCAAACUUGUCACGAUCAUUGUCUAAAGAAGAACAUGAUAUGAAACUGACAGGAAACAGACGUGACAACGUUGAAGAUGAAAAUCGAAAUAAAUACGAAGAGCAUUUUGAAAGAAAUAAAGAAACUGCAGUUGUCAAGUCAGAGAAACCACAACUCGAGCUUUUUCAAGAUGCACUAGAAAAAGAAAAUUUGAUUUCGACAGAAGAGAAAGCAAUUGAUCAAAUACCUGCAUCCGAUGAUGCUGACAAGACAUCACAAAAGCAAUCCAGUGCAAUAGAAGACAUAUCAAUGCAACGACAAAAACAGAAUAAACUUAACGAUUUGAACAACGAUAACACUGCGUUAGUCAUAUCAUCCAUGAAAGAAAUUUCAGAAGUAGAGACAAUCGAAGAUUCCGACGCAAAAGCGUACACUACAAACACGGAAAAUACACAGACUGAACUUCAGAGUAUGUCUAGGGACAAAAAUCAGUCAAGGGAUCUGGAACCGUAUAUUGUAACGGAAACAAAUUUGAAAAUGUCAACAAUUGAAUCAGACCAAUUGAUUUUGACUGCAUCACAAGAAAUAAAAGAAAACAUAACAGAACAAGAAAAUGAUGUAUCACAAGAAAUACGCGAUAAUGAAAAAAAGACAGAGGUAGUUGACGAAUUAAGUACAACUAAAGUUGAUAAAAUUAAUCACUCUUUGCAGAAGGAAAAACCGAUUGAAAGAAGUGAUGAAAUAAAUGAGAAAGAUCACCAACAUUCGGAAGAGUUAAAAACAGAUAUGGGUAUAACUGAAGUUGAAAUAAAGAAUGCCGACAUUUGUAACGAAGAACUUGAUAAUGAAGAAGAAAAUAAAAUAAAUCAAGAAAAUUUGAAAAAGGAAACCCUUUCUGAAGAAUCAGUAAAAUAUGCUCAGAAAUCCUUUACAUGCGAUGAUGAAACAAACGAGGAAUCUCAAAACUCAGCAAACCUGUUAAAAUGCUCAAAACAAGAAGACAACGACAUCGACAUAAAACUGACAGAAAAAGCAAUUGACAGAGCUGAAAAGGGUCAUUCAAAUGAAUAUAAGGAAGAUACUGUAGCAAGAAUUGGAGAAUUGAAAAAUGAAGAUACAACAGAAGCCGAGUCUAAGGAGCUUCUAAACAAGCUUUCGGAUGCGUCAGGAAAAGAAACGUUUUCAACGGAAGAAAAUGCAACUGAUCGGGAAAUUAUAUCCUACAAUGCCGAUCAAACACUACAAUUAAAUGUGACAGAAGACAUGGUUAACCAAAUUCCGGAGGGGAAUGAACAGAAUGAUACAAACACAAAUACCAAAACAUUAGAUGAAUUAUCCGGAAAAUUAUUUUUAGAAGAAAAAACGAUUAAACUUUCGGAAGUCAAUGAGGAUACUCAAUCCAAAGAAAAUGACCAAACUAUAAUGUCGGUGGUAUCGACUAAAGAAAAUAAGUCAAAUGAUAAAGACAAUGCUACUUCAACCGACGUGAUAGUCCCCACACUUGAAACUAAAGUAGACGAAAAUGAGAAAAUAAUUCAAAAUUAUGACACCAGAGGCACUCCAGAGUCAAACGAGGAUACUCGGUUUGAACUUCCCAAUGACAAAGAGGAUACAACAACUAAAGAAAAAGAUUCAAAUGAAAUGUUAGAUGCGUUAAAUGAGGAAUAUGACCCAAAGGAUAAUAUGCAUACUUUUCCUAUCGAAACUGACUAUGUAGAAAUUAAAGAAGGCUCAACGCAACAAAAUGAUAACAUACCAAAAGCAAUACGCAAUGAAGAAUUGUAUGGAAAUGACGAAGAAGAAAUUGAUUCACAAGAAGAAACUGAAAAAUCCAAUGAAGAACAAAUUAAUAAUAUACAAGGAAACAAACACAUGGCAUUAACGAUUGACGACAAAUUAAGUGUCGAGAGAGAAUAUAAAGUAUUGGAGGACUUAGAAUCAAAAUUGAAAAUGUCUGAAUGUGAAGAAAAGCAAUCGACUCUAACUGUAUCUUUAGAAAUAAAUGAAGAUGUUACCAAAGACGAUGAAGACAUGUCAAAAGACAAGCAUGAUUCAGAAUCGUCUAUGACAAUCAAAAACGAAAGUUUUACAGAAAAACAAAUUGAAGAUGCUACAUCUCAGCCUGGAGGUAUGGAAUUUGCAAGUAAUGAAAUCACGACUGCCAUAGCAAAUCAAGAGAAGCAGAAUGAUAUCAACGAUUUAAAAACAGAAGAAAAUACAAUGUCGCAUGAGUUUCCAUUAAAAGAAGUCAACAAUGCAAUCGAACUUCCUAAGGCAGAGCCUGAAACAAAUUCUGAGCUUAUCAAGGAAAUUAAUAAAACUGAAGUACUCGACACACCAGACAAAUUACUUUCAUUAGUUUCUCAAGAGAUAAAUGAAACUUCUACUGAUAUUGACGAAACGCAAGAAAAAAUAAUGCUUAUGAAAAAUCAUGAAGAUGUGACAUUUCGCGAAAGUGAACCUGAUCAAUCGACUUCAACGGAAGAAAUAAAAGAAAUUGCAACUAAACAAGCUGACAAAUCCAAAAUAAUACGGGAUGAACACUUCUUCGUUCAGAGGGACAAAGACGAAGAAAAAGAAAUCAAAGUUGAAAAGGACGCACAGUUGGAUGAUAUAAAGGGAGAUUAUAAGGCUGAAAUAUUGAUAGAUGAAAUUGUAAAUAUUGAAUCUAAAGAAAAAGAUGAGGAGGGUUCGUCGAGACCCGACACAGAAAUAAAGUUUCCUCUUGGUGAAAACGAAAAUAAAGAAACGACUUUAUAUAAAGAUACCAAAACCGAAAUAAUAAAACAACUUGAUGAAAUAACAAGAGGUACUAUACAUUAUCAAGGAACCGAAGAAGACAAAAAAACUUCUGAAAUAGAUAAACCAAUCACUGUUGAGGAAUUUAGUGAUAAGAAAAUUACUAUUAGCGAUUCUGAAGCUAAGAAAUUAGAGGAAGUUCAAGAUGGAGCCACAUUUUCAAAAGUGAAAGAUGAUGAAACAUUAGAAACAGUUGUUAAUGAGGAUGAUUUAAUAUCUUUGAAACAAGAGGCACAAAUGGACAAAAACAUAAUUUCCGACCAUUCUGAAACAAACAGGGAACCAGAAACAGUGGAAUUUGUAGAAAAAACUCCGACAGACAAAGAUGAAGACGAAACGGAACAAAAACAUUCCGUGCCUGACAAUGAAUUAGUAGGUAAUUUGAAAACAGAUUUAGAAAAGGGCGAAGAGGAACAUAGGCUAUUUGGGCCUGCUUGUGAACCAACUGAACCUUUACCAGUCUUUAACAUGAUAGACAUUUGUAAUGCAAAUGCAAAUUGUGACGCCCAAACAACAAAAGCUGCAGAUGAUGAAAUGAGUACGUUCUCAAUAUCCAGCAAAUCAGAACUUUAUAAAGGAAAUUCAACUUUGACAAAUGACAAUAUAUCGUACAGUGAUACUUUCUUGUCGAUGCAUACAUUUGAUAAUUCAGAUAAAAUCUUUGAAGAAAAAAAUGAUGAGAAAACAAAGGAUAGUUCAUCAGUUAAAACAAUUUCGAAAGAAGAGAUAGAGUCGGACAAAACUGAAGAAGAAAUAUCAGAAAUCUCUGACGAAACACAAACAACUCAGACAAAUAUAAUAAAAAACUUCGAUGAUGAAAUAAUAAUCAAGAAUGAAACCUCACCAGAAUCCGAUCUCAAAGAACGAAUUGUUGUUAAAGAAAGUGAAGUCACACAUGACAGAUUAUCUGAGGAAUAUGUAAGUGCGGUCGAUAAUUCAGGGGAGGCUUUUAUAGAAAGGGAUGGUGGUAAACUAUCACGUCUGGUAGACAAAGUUAAUGAUACCUCCCAAAAUGAAUAUUACAAAGAAAGUGGUCAUACUAACAUUUUUGACAAUAGUGAAAAUAAAAAGACACACGAAACAUCAAUUAUAUUAGAACAAUCAAAUUUAAAAACUGAAGGCUCUGGGAUCAAAUCGACAGAAAGAGGACAAGAAAACGAUCUUUGUGCAUCUAACGAAAUAAUCGUCAUUAAAUCACAAAUUAAAGAUGAAACUUCAAACGAGUCCCUAUUGAAACAAGAUAUUGUUGUUAAUGAGAAAAAAGGUCACGAUGAAAGCCAAGAAGAAUCUUUCUAUAUUGAAAAACCUAUAUAUGCAUCAAUUGUAACUAUAACGGAAGAAAAAGAUGAACAGCUUACAACUGAAGCGGAUGAAGUUGGCCGAGAUAAGGCAUCGCUAAACAUAGCUGAUAAUUCAGUCGAGGCUAUGAAGGAAAUGAAUGAUGAUACAUCAGCGUCUUCUGAUAAUAAAGUUGUAGAAGAUGAGAAAGAACUAGAUCUCUUAAUUAUUCCUGAAAGUAAAGAGGCAGAAGAAACCACAAUUAUUUCAGAAGAAUCAGACUUGAAAACACAGGAAAAUAAAAUAUUGCCAAAUGAAGAAACCAAAUCAGAUGAAUCUGUAAAAACAACAAAACAUGACACUCAACGUGAAAUUAUUACUGACGAACCUGAUAUCAUAUUGAAAGAGGAAGAACAUGAAACGGAUGUUCUAUCUGACGAAAAGUCUGAAGACAAAUCCGUUGAUGAAGCAGAAAUUAUGACAGAAAGCUCACAGGAAUCACUUCCCAAAGAAGAAAGUGUAGUGAAUGAAGAAAAAGAAAAGGAUGAUUUCCAGGGGGAAUCUGUUCUUAUCAAAGAAGCUGAAACAGAAAAUGCAUCUGUUGUAAUCAUAACGGACAAGAAAGAUGAAACACUGACAACUGAGACUGAUGCAGAAAACCAAGUUGCGGAGCCUCCAAGCACAACUGAAACUUCAGUCGAAGCUAUAAAAGAAACGGAUAAUGAUACAUCAGCCUCACCUGAUAACGAAGUUGAGGUGACAUCUUCGAAGGAUGAUGAGAAAGAACUUGAUCUUUUAAUUAUUCCUGAUAAUGUUGAAAGUAAAGAGGCAGAAGAAACCACAAUUAUUUCAGACGAUUCAGACUUAAAACCAAAAGAAAGUAAAUUACUGCCAAAUGAAGAAAUCAAAUCGGAUGAAUCUGUGAAAACAAUAGAAAAUGACACUGAACGUGAAACUGUUACUGACGAAUCUGACAUCAAAUUGAAAGAGGAAGAACAUGAAACGGAUGUUCUAUCUGAUGAAAAGUCUGAAGACAAAUCCGUUGAUGAAGCAGAAAUUAUGACAGAAAGCUCACAGGAAUCACUUCCCAAAGAAGGAAGUGAAGUGAAUGAAGAAAAAGAAAAAGAUGAUUUCCAAGGAGAAUCUGUUCUUAUCAAAGAACCUGAAACAGAAAAUGCAUCUAUUGCAAUCAUAACGGACGAGAAAGAUGAAAAACUGACAACUGAGACUGAUGCAGAAGACCAAGUUGCGGUGCCUCCAAGCACAGCUGAAAAUUCAGUCGAAGCUAUAAAAGAAACGGAUAAUGAUACAUCAGCCUCACCUGAUAACGAAGUUGAGGUGAUAUCUUCGAAGGAUGAUGAGAAAGAACUUGAUCUUUUAAUUAUUCCUGAUAAUGUUGAAAGUAAAGAGGCAGAAGAAACCACAAUUAUUUCAGACGAUUCAGACUUAAAACCAAAAGAAAGUAAAUUACUGCCAAAUGAAGAAAUCAAAUCGGAUGAAUCUGUGAAAACAAUAGAAAAUGACACUGAACGUGAAACUGUUACUGACGAAUCUGACAUCAAAUUGAAAGAGGAAGAACAUGAAACGGAUGUUCUAUCUGAUGAAAAGUCUGAAGAAAAAUCCGUUGAUGAAGCAGAAAUUAUGACAGAAACCUCACAGGAAUCCCUUCUCAAAGAAGAAAGUGUAGUGAAUGCAGAAAAAGAAAAGGAUGAUUUCCAGGGGGAAUCUGUUCUUAUCAAAGAAGCUGAAACAGAAAAUGCAUCUGUUGUAAUCAUAACGGACAAGAAAGAUGAAACACUGACAACUGAGACUGAUGCAGAAAACCAAGUUGCGGAGCCUCCAAGCACAACUGAAACUUCAGUCGAAGCUAUAAAAGAAACGGAUAAUGAUACAUCAGCCUCACCUGAUAACGAAGUUGAGGUGACAUCUUCGAAGGAUGAUGAGAAAGAACUUGAUCUCUUAAUUAUUCCUGAUAAUGUUGAAAGUAAAGAAGCAGAAGAAACCACAAUUAUUUCAGACGAAUCAGGCUUAAAAACAAAAGAAAGUAAAUUACUGCCAAAUGAAGAAAUCAAAUCGGAUGAAUCUGUGAAAACAAUAGAAAAUGACACUGAACGUGAAACUGUUACUGACGAAUCUGACAUCAAAUUGAAAGAGGAAGAACAUGAAAAGGAUGUUCUAUCUGAUGAAAAGUCUGAAGAAAAAUCCGUUGAUGAAGCAGAAAUUAUGACAGAAACCUCACAGGAAUCCCUUCUCAAAGAAGAAAGUGUAGUGAAUGCAGAAAAAGAAAAGGAUGAUUUCCAGGGGGAAUCUGUUCUUAUCAAAGAAGCUGAAACAGAAAAUGCAUCUGUUGUAAUCAUAACGGACAAGAAAGAUGAAACACUGACAACUGAGACUGAUGCAGAAAACCAAGUUGCGGAGCCUCCAAGCACAACUGAAACUUCAGUCGAAGCUAUAAAAGAAACGGAUAAUGAUACAUCAGAGUCACCUGAUAACGAAGUUGAUUUGACAUCUUCGAAGGAUGAUGAGAAAGAACUUGAUCUCUUAAUUAUUCCUGAUAAUGUUGAAAGUAAAGAGGCAGAAGAAACCACAAUUAUUUCAGACGAAUCAGGCUUGAAAACAGAAGAAAGUAAAUCACUGCCAAAUGAAGAAAUAAAAUCGGAUGAAUCUGUAAAAACAAUAGAAAAUGACACUGAACGUGAAACUGUUACUGACGAACCUGACAACAAAUUGAAAGAGGAAGAACAUGAAACGGAUGUUCCAUCUGAUGAAAAGUCUGAAGACAAAUCCGUUGAUGAAGCAGAAAUUAUGACAGAAAGCUCACAGGAAUCACUUCCCAAAGAAGGAAGUGAAGUGAAUGAAGAAAAAGAAAAAGAUGAUUUCCAAGGAGAAUCUGUUCUUAUCAAAGAAACUGAAACAGAAAAUGCAUCUAUUGCAAUCAUAACGGACGAGAAAGAUGAAAAACUGACAACUGAGACUGAUGCAGAAGACCAAGUUGCGGAUACUCUAAGCACAGCUGAAAAUUCAGUCGAAGCUAUAAAAGAAACGAAUAAUGAUACAUCAGCGUCACCUGAUAACGAAGUUGAGGUGACAUCUUCGAAGGAUGAUGAGAAAGAACUUGAUCUGUUAAUUAUUCCUGAUAAUGUUGAAAGUAAAGAGGCAGAAGAAACCACAAUUAUUUCAGACGAUUUAGACUUAAAACAAAAAGAAAGUAAAUUACUGCCAAAUGAAGAAAUCAAAUCGGAUGAAUCUGUGAAAACAAUAGAAAAAGACACUGAACGUGAAACUGUUACUGACGAAUCUGACAUCAAAUUGAAAGAGGAAGAACAUGAAACGGAUGUUCUAUCUGAUGAAAAGUCUGAAGAAAAAUCCGUUGAUGAAGCAGAAAUAAUGCCAGAAACCUCACAGGAAUCCCUUCUCAAAGAAGAAAGUGUAGUGAAUGCAGAAAAUGAAAAGGAUGAUUUCCAGGGGGAAUCUGUUCUUAUCAAAGAAACUGAAACAGAAAAUGCAUCUAUUGUAAUCAUAACGGACGAGAAAGAUGAAAACCUUGCAACUGAGGCUGAUGCAGAAGACCAAGUUGCGGAUACUCUAAGCACAGCUGAAAAUUCAGUCGAAGCUAUAAAAGAAACGAAUAAUGAUACAUCAGCGUCACCUGAUAACAAAGUUGAGGUAACAUGUUCGAAGGAUGAUGAGAAAGAUCUUGAUCAUUUAAUUAUUCCUGAUAAUGGUGAAAGUAAAGAGGCAGAAGAAACCACAAUUAUUUCAGACGGAUCAGACUUGAAAACAGAGGAAAGUAAAUUACUGCCAAAUGAAGAAACCAAAGCGGAUGAAUCUGUGAAAACAAUGGAAAAUGACACUGAACGUGAGACUUUUACCGACAAACCUGAGAUCAAAUUGAAUAAGGAAGAACAUGAAACGGAUGUUCUGUCUGAUGAACAGUCCGUUGAUAAAGCAAUAAUUAAGGCAGAAAUCUCCCAGAAAUCCCUUCACAAAGAAGUCAGUGUAGAAAAUGAAGGAAAAGAAAUAAGUGAGGUCCAAGGAGAAUCAAUUCUUUUAAAGGAACCUGAAAUGGGAAAUUCAUCCAUUUCAAUUAUUACAGAAGAAAAUGAUAAAAACCUAACAAAUGAGGCUGCUAACUUAGACCAUGUUGAGAAUUUUCCAAGCACAGUUGAUAGUUCAGUUGAAGCUAUCAAAGAAAAGGAUAAUGAUAUUUUAGCAUCACCUGAAACGACUAAAGCUAACGCAUCUGCUGAAAUAGUAACAGAAAAAUCUUUUGAUAAGAUCUUAGAAGAUCUUGAAUUGAAAGAACCUGACACAGACAAGGUGAAUCUAGAGACCAAAGUUAUGGAUACAGACAACAAACAACAAUAUGACAUACAUACCAAUACAUUAAGUGACGUAACAACUAUCACAGACAGUAAUGACGAAAGCACAUUGCAGCUAACGACAAUCACCGACAGCCCAAGGAAUAUUUCCUACGAGGAAACUGAAGAUACUGCAAGGUCAAAUGACACAACAGAUGACGUCACUAAUGACAAUACAUAUUCUGAUACAUUCGAAUCCUUAUCUGAUAAACCUACAACAAUUGAAACAGGAGAUGACAAUGGCUCAAAGAAGACGACGGACAACACAGGGCUUAAAACAUCCACACUUGUAGCUGAGAAUCUAAGAUCUUCUCUUUCUGAUUUUGAAGAUCUUCCCUUAGAAUAAAUGAUCUUUGACAUGUUUAUUAUGAGACUGGAACAUGUGAUAUGUGAAACUUUCAUUGGUGAUAUCUGAUACUGGAUAUGUGAAAUAUUUAAAAGUUAUAUCAUUGAAUGUUCACAUAAUUUAUGGCAUUUAUUAUUUCCAAGGAACACAUGUGCAUAAUAAAAAAUAGAUUUACUUUGAAAGAUUAAAACAGUGAUAAAAUGCAUCAGUAUUGCCUGGUACCUUUCGAUCCAUUGAUCUUUUCCUUACUCUCCCAGAUCAGAUGAACUACUCGUUCUGGUUAUUAGCAUUUAAUAAUUUAGUUGUAUUAAAUUGCAUUUAUUCAUUUAAAGUUUUUCUCAUUUUCACUAUUUAACACUUGUUGGAAAAUACUGCAGAUUUUUUUUAUAAAUUGUUACAUGUGUAUAUUUAUGCAUACAGCUGUAGAGAUGUUUAUUUUUUACCAUUCAAUGUAGCAAUAGCUUAACGAGCAUUUCAAUGCAUGUUAAGCUUUCUAUGAGUUAAAUAUACAAUUAGAAUUUUCUACAAAAAUACUGGUUAUGUUGUAACAUGAAAUUUAGUCGGUUAGAAACUUUGAUGGUCUUUUUUAUUUUAUUUAAUCAAGAAGAAGAUAAUUUGGUUUCAUGUCUCAAAUUUGGAAGCAAUUUAACUGAAACAAUUAUUGUACUUUUUGAAGCAAUUUAACUGAAACAAUUAUUGUACUUUUUGAAGCGAUUUAACUGAAACAAUUAUUGUACUUUUAGAAGCAAUUUAACUGAAACAAUUAUUGUACUUUUUGAAGCAAUUUAACUGAAACAAUUAUUGUACUUUUUGAAGCAAUUUAACUGAAACAAUUAUUGUACUUUUUGAAGCAAUUUAACUGAAACAAUUAUUGUACUUUUUGAAGCAAUUUAACUGAACCAAUUAUUGUACUUUUAGAAGCAAUUUAACUGAAACAAUUAUUGUACUUUUUGAAGCAAUUUAACUGAAACAAUUAUUGUACUUUUUGAAGCAAUUUAACUGAAACAAAUAUUGUACUGUUACACAUCUUCAAUAAGUUUUAUAUUUCAACUGAUAAGCCCAUAUAUCUGUAAAAUCAUUAAAAUUUCGUUAGAAACAAAAACAUUGAUAGACCAUGUUCAUUUAAACGAAGUAAAAUUUAUUAUUAAAUCUGGAAUAUCUGUGAUUAUCAUAUCACAGACACUAUGUUGUCUUUGUAUAAGACUUUCUUUGUUUAAGAUAUCAGUCUAUUUAAUUAUUUAAUUUUGUUUCUAUAUUUCGGAGAUUUUUGUUGUGCACUACUUUUAAAACCAGCACUGUGAUAAUCUUAUUUAUUAUUGAUUUUAUAGAAUAAUCAUAUAUAUACAUAUAGAUAUAAACAUGUAGCAAUAUACUUAAUGUAUAUUAAUAUGAUAAAUUAAAUAAGACCAAAUUCAUGGGCAGUUCUUAUAUUAAGAAGUCUUUUAAAUGUUAUUUUUAAUGCUUAGCCCUUGUGAUAUUUCUGAAAAUAUUGUUUAGACUUCUUUACAAUGUAGUCUCUUUAUUUUAUACAUGUAUUUAAUAAUGUAUGAUUAUUCCACAUAAAUCAAAUUAACUUUGUAUUCAACAAGUAAUGUGUGGAAAAUUUGUAACAGAUCAGUACUAGAAUAGGAUAAAUAUGUAGUAUGUUUAUCUUUUGUUAAAAUAAUAGUUACCAAUUUUGUAUUGAAAUUCUUAAAAACUAAUUUUAUACUAAAUUGAAAGUUAAAUUUAAAUACUUAUCUCAUAUUUAUUUUAUAAUUAAAAAAAAUGUGUAAUAUUAUUAACCCGGUUUAAAACCUAUUGUUUUACACUGCAUACUGCACUUAACUUAAAAAUGUAUUUCUAUUUUUAUUAUCUUACAAUAUAAGGUAAUUGCAU
This is a messenger RNA of Ruditapes philippinarum (Manila clam), 17207 nucleotides long. RefSeq lists its product as uncharacterized. The coding region runs from base 129 to 15329 and encodes 5066 amino acids. The record is from RefSeq and is a predicted model, not a curated record. The transcript is spliced from 3 exons. Lineage: Eukaryota; Metazoa; Mollusca; Bivalvia; Venerida; Veneridae.